AUGGCAAGCACCAGCACCUACAGCAAUAGUCCAACUACUUCAGCGAGGAAUUACGAGCCCACCAGAUGGGUAACGACGACUAGUCUGUCGACCAAUUUGACGAUCGAGAUUUGGCGCGAUCCAUUCCAGGGUAGCGGUGGGCUUGGUAUGAUUUCGUCCGCAAUGACGAGGCUUGCGCUCAUGCCUUCUGAAGUGGAUAAGAUCAUUAUUUCUCAAAACUCGCUAAAAACAUUCAUCAAUACUAUUAGUCCAGGUGCCUAUGCAUCUAUGACGAAGGUCAAUUUCAGAAUGUUGGACCAAUCCACCAUCAAACCUGUAGGCAUUUACGGCAGUAAGGAGGAGAUAUUGUACUUGAUCUUGGUUGUGCUGGUGGCACCUCACGACAGAUUCCAUUUUGUAGAGCUGGUCACCUGUUGUCUGAACCGAGUACUACGGAAGCUCAUCCGACGCUUCGCUCGGGGCUGUAUAUUCUUCGUUCAAGCACUGCAAAGCCUGACGGAUGCGAGCAAAUAUAUGUCGUCUACUGGCCUGAGCAAAAUACAUGGGACGACUCAGUACAAGUUCGCCGCAAUAGGGUACCUCACGCGGAUGUGUGAUCAGAUUGUCGCAUUGGUGUCUUCAGAACACGCUCGAAAAAUGGUGUGGAAUGAUGUCGGUGGAGAUCACCAGGAUGAGGACGGUGGAAUCGAUGGAGAUGACGGAGGUGACCGAAUCAUCAGGUGUGUCGUGCAAAAGACAACGGAGCAGGAGGAGUCGGUGCAAAUUCGUGAGGGAUUCAAGGUAACUUCGGAAUAUAUAUCCCAAGCGGAGCCAUCCGAAUGUGGAGAGCAGUGCUCUGUAAAGCCCUCUCUACUUUUGGGAGAGACAGCGCAGGGUACUCUGACUGUGCAACAUCGUCCGUCUAAACUCGUCACUGAACUUUUCAGGCCUCGUUCCAUCAGUGACAUUCAAUUAGAGGGCUACUUGUACGAAUGUGCCAAGUGGAAACACCAGUCUGCAGUGAUUCAACAGCGCUAUAAGAAGAUCCUUGAUAACAGAAUCCGGAACGCUAAAGACGAGUUGGCUAAAGCAGCUGAGAGCGUGACCAACGCCAUACGCAAUGCUGUUAUUGACGAUGUGGUGGCGUUGUACCCCUUCAUUGACAAGCAAGCAUUCCAGUAUACAGGCUCGGGUACUGAGGGUCCACCAGGUUCAUUCUCGCAAAUCAUAGACAUUUAUCCAAAAGCAAGCGAGGCUUUUCGGCUCAACACUCAGGCCUUACACGUAAUUUCGGAUCCCGAGUUCAGGGAUAUAAAGGACCGACUGUGCCUUCUUGUGCGGUUUAUGUCCCGCAAAAAAGAUGCAGAGGACAGCAAGCUCAAACCGAUCAAGGAUGCAAUCGUUGCUGGCGGUUUUCAGGAGGCGGAGAGAGUGAUUAAAGCUUCGUACGACAAGCCCCGAGGCACGUUCGCCCCAAUUCUUGGCUUCUUGGGAAGAGUCAAGAAUAGUAUUAUUACCCCACAAACCAACGCUCGCUCCAUAGAUAGUGUUCUCAAAGAAGCCCACGAAGCAGCUCUGAAGGUUACAGAUAGCGAGUUCUUUCGGAUCGUCGCGAAGAAAAAGCAAUUCCAGGACAGACAACAGUUAGCGGAGCUUGUUGAAAAUGCAAGACAGAAAGCGAAGUCGUACUUGGAACACACCGUCCCUCGUGUCAUCACGAAAGUUAUUUUGUCAAUCAAAGAGAUUCAGGAAGAAGACUGCCAUGCAAAAAUCACGGCCGAGUGCUCUUACCAAGAAGGCCAGGAGCGAGACGAGUAUAAAUUACAGUUGAUUCAACACAUCAACAACUCGUCCACUAAAGUACAGCGCAGAUACACCCUUCGAAUCGACUCCGUUCAAGAAGAAAAGAAGAGUUUGGUGAAGUCCAGGACAUUCAAGCUCUGGGGUUUGCGAGAAUCCGAGGAAGAUCCAGUAACGUGCUACACGGUUCAUCCCAUGAACGUGACGGAGGAGGAUAAACACAACCUGCAAUUAGACCCCUCCAGUAUCCCUUCGCCUCGCUUUCCGUUUCAACACCAAUUCGAGUUACCUCCAGGACAUACUAUCUUACGUGCACAAUUUCUUGAAGGAGAGAGACUGCUCUUAGUUGUCGCGGACCGGGUUGGGAGCAUAUUCGUGUAUCUCGAGACUCUCGCUGCCGUAUUUGGUGUCAUACAACGCAAGGGCCGUAAACUCCUCCUGAAGCGGGAGAAGAUUGGCCAAGAUGUCCACCUCGCCUUCGACGAGUCAAGGCGGAUGCUGGGCGUUGUUUCGUCAGACAAGUGUACAAGCAAGGAUGAUCGACGAAACCAUGUAUCGCAGCGUCUAUUGCAUGUAUUUGUAUACGAUGACGUGCGAGGAUUUCAAGCCCAAGGAAGCGCGAUUAAAUUGAGUGAAUGGUACGACGAAGGAGUACGCAUUCGUCAUGCCUGUUUUAUAUGCGGCAGCGAGGAAAUACUGCUGGUGGAUUCUCAAGCCCAGGCCAGGGUAUUCUCAUUGGUAACCAUGCAAUUCAGACCUGCUGUUCUUCACCUACCUCAAGUCCCAACCGGCGUGCAUUGCACACCCGAUGGGUCCUGCGUAUUGGUUAUUCAACCCCAGGAGUCUGGGCUAGCAAUAACUGCCUACCAUUUGAGUUCUUUCGGUUCAACGGAGGGCAUACCACUCAACAUCCCUGAUCUUGCUGUUGGUGAACCCCUCGUAGUCACUUCGCUUGUCAAACGCACAGCGGUUCAUUUACUAAAGCUCGAUUUAUCCUCUCGCUGCUGCCAGUCGUAUGCGCUCGACAUUACUCGACGGCAUACCGAAUUCGUGUUCCGCGAUCAGGUCAACCGCAAUUCUACAUCAGAGAAAGCACACGAAACCGCUCGUAACUGCCUCAUCGGCUGUCACUCGGAGGUGUGGACUCGCUUUCCCAUGAUUCACUCUUUCGAACGCACGGCAAGGAAACCUACUGGAAAUGCCCUCAAAUCGGUGAAGGUGUCCGCUGCCUCAUUCGACGUCUUUGCACAGGAGUUAUGCGAUGGUGCUACAUGGAACGUCUCACAGUAUCGAGCGGGCGAAUGGAUCGUUGAUUUCUUGUGUUUGAUUCCGAUCCACAUUGCGGUGACCAAGGACAAUCGCUUCAUCCCUCUAAAAGAUGGUGUAUAUUCGCCAAGGUUGGAGAGAGAAUUACUGGGAGCAGACAUUAACCGCAUCGUAGACAAUAUUUCUUUCGGAUGGUACGAAUCGCUCUUUCAGUCUUAUAUGGCAACGAAGGUAGCGUCCUUGUCUCCGACAAUGUUUCUAACUAACAAAGACCAGCCUGUCAGAGUGGUGUCGUCCAUGGGAGAACAAUCUGUUGGAAAGAGUUAUGCUCUGAAUCACCUCGUGGAUACUUCAUUUGCUGGCUCCGCGAUGCGGACGACGGAAGGCGUUUGGAUGUCAGUUACCCCAACAGAGAAAGAGCUAAUCGUAGCUCUGGACUUCGAAGGUGUUCAUAGUAUCGAACGGUCAGCGCAAGAAGACACGCUACUUGUGUUGUUCAACACUGCUAUCUCGAAUUUAGUCUUGUUUCGUAACAAUUUUGCACUCAGUCGCGAUAUUACAGGGUUGUUCCAAUCCUUCCAGUCUAGCGCUACUGUUCUAGAUCCAGCAGAAAACCCUUCGCUGUUUCAGUCAACUUUGGUAAUCAUCAUCAAGGAUGUCGUUGAAGCUGACAAGACAGAGAUAGGCAGAGAGUUCUCUCUGAGGUUCGGCAAGAUUGUCCAGGCAGAACAAGAUGCGAAUUUUAUCAGUCGUCUGCAUGCAGGUAGACUGACAAUCAUUCCUUGGCCUGUCAUCGAAUCCAACGAAUUCUACAAGCUAUUCACAGAGUUAAAAAAAUGUUUGGAUCAGCAACCAGUCACGCAUCCCGCCGCAGGCGAAUUCCUACACAAGAUGAAAGCGUUGAUGGCGAAACUCAAGGCCAAUGAUUGGGGAGCUAUGUCUCAAACCAUGGCAUCUCAUCGAGCCCAGCUUUUGCUAUCGAUGCUUCCGAAUGCAUUGAUGUAUGGCAUGCAAGAAAUCGAUCCCGACCUGGAACCUCUCAAGAAUAUCGACACCGAUACUCCUAUCCAAUUUCCCGAUACACAGUUGAGACUGUUCCUUGCUGCCGGAGGGUUAUCGCAAUCAGAGAGUCGCGAGAAAGUGCUUGCGGUCUUAUGCGAUUCUUGGGAUCGGAACGAAAUGCGUCAGCACCUUUCGGAUCCUGAAUGGGCAGGUGGUCUCUCCCAAUAUCUUGAACGGAUCGUCGACUUGCGUAUCGACCAUGUGCGUGAAUGGCUGACACAAAACCUGUCCCGUUUCCAGACGGGACAUGCUAGCAUCGAGGAGUUACGAAGAACAUUUGAGAAUGCUUCAGUCGAUCUGAGGAGCAACGUUCAACUCUGCAGAUUGCAAUGCGCGAGUUGCCAAUUGCUGUGCAUUCAGAGUCGCUUGCACGAUGGCCCACACAACUGCCGAACCGAUCACGCCUGCAUCCACCAAUGUGAUUUCUGCAAGGAAGGCACUGGCGAGAACAGAGCAUGCUCGAUGAUCGGUGGCCACGCAGGAAAGCAUAUUUGCGUCGUGAAUGCCCACCUGUGUGGGAAGCCUUGCAAGUCCACGGGCAAAUUUGGUUGUCUCAACCAGUGCACCAAAGUCGCCGAUCACCCGGACGAACACUUAUGUGCUGCUCUAGUUCAUGGAUGUGGAGAGCCUUGUGAUUUGUCUGGGAUCAAGCUCAUCGACAGAUCGACAUAUGCAUGCCCUGGGACCUGUCGCAUACCAAGCGACGUCGAUCAUACGCGUCAUCGUUGUGACACUCGCCUCUGCUCUAUUACUUGUCAGCUAUGCAAGCGGCUCUGUUCUCAUCAAGAUCAUAUGCACGGAUUGGAGGAGGGAGCAAUCCACCUCUGCGGCGAAGAGCAUUUUUGCACUGACGAGUGCUCUGUCCCCGGGAUAUGUGAAAUCGAGACGGCUCCAUAUUCCAUCGAAGCUACCUUCACAGGCAGACAUGAAACCUUUCAAUAUACGAAGUACUCUCAAGUUGCCAAACGGCUCAAAUGCGUCAAGUCAAUCCCACCUGGGCAAUUAAAGCAUACCGGUCAACACAAUCAUAGUCUUGAUAAGAAAGUUGUUCAUUUCUGCCAAAAUAAGUGCGAGAACUGUGGUUACUUCUGCACACUACCGCUUGGUCAUCCUCAACAAGAACAUGAGACACGCCACGGUUCCAUGUCCAGAACGCGGUGGGUUGUGGAUGAAUCUGAUGACGCUGCCGCCCUCGAAGUCGAAGGCCGAAAGUUUUCCACUAAUGACGAGGGUGCUCCCAUGAUGUGCAAUCUUGUGUGUCAGGCGAUAGGUCGCCACGUGCAUAUCGAUUACUGUCGUGCUGAUGACCCAGCUGCCUGCGCUGGACGCGACGAGAUUCAGCACAUUGCGAAGCGUAUACUACCCGAUCCUGACCGUCCCAAGGAUUACAUGACUCACAGUCUAUUCUGGAAAAAGAGCGGUUUCAAAGAUCCCUAUUCGAAGGAAGAGCAAGCCAAUUUCGCCAAAUGUGAUGCUAUGUGUAGUGGCCGGGAACAUGCUGGUGACGCUGGGACGCUUCCUCAACCGUCGUACUGUACGCUGGCAAUGUUCCAUCAACCCUCAGAUGCGCGCGGGGCUGCACCUGCUAUUGGAUACGUAUCCAAAGAUGGCCAUCACUUUACUUGUCAAAAUCCUGUUGUAAUGCAGCAUGCAUACCAUGUCAUAUUCGUUGCAGAUCGAUUCGGGGCCGUGCUAUCCUCGCUCUAUGGCUUCUGGUCUGCUCGUGCAGCCGCGGUCGGAUCUGGUGCUAGCGCAGCUCGCAGAGAUGCAUAUAGCGUUAUUUUGUUCAAUAGCAGAGUCGUUCCUGUGAUUGAAAACGACUUCACGAGCGAUCCCGAUCAGUUGCUUGAUGCUAUUUUGCCUUAUGAGGCGGACGGUGGAACCAACUUUACAGCAGCAAUUACUGGUGCGGCGAGUGUCAUGGAGAGAAACUGGAGCACAGAGAGGUCUCCCGUCGUUAUCUUUCUUUCGGACGGCGAGUGCCAGAUUGCAGACCAGACCAUGCAAGACUUGUGCCGUACUUCUAUCCGGCUUGGCAAAGCUGUCUCCUUUCAUGCCGUUUCGUUCGGUCGAGAUUUACAAUAUGCCCUGAAUUACCUGCUCCUUGACCGACUGAAUGCGCCCAGGAGUUCCCUGCGUAGAAUGGUGGAAAUCGCACGAGAAGCUCAGAACAAUGCACCCGGGGAUCCACUCACGCCCGCCGUUGUUACAAUCAUUUCUUCAUACUCCAACGCGGAAGAUACUGUACGCCAUUUGCUUGUGGCUGAUGUUCACAUCUUAUUAAUCUAUCUCAACCAUAAAUUAGGUCCAACUUGCCGAGACAUUCCUUGGGAUUGCGGAGUCAUUGCGGAAGCCGAGAGGAUCAUUGAUGCAACUAGAUAAUCGCCGUACUUGACGUUGUUCAAAACGAUGACUUAAAGUUCACGUUUUCAAAGUGUGUAGUAUGUAGUUACGUACCUGCCAGAUGUACUUGUAACACUUGAACAUGCUGAGGUUGGUCUGGUCACCAGACCGGUACCACUCAGUAACGAGGCAAGCCGGAGUGUGGGACAACAGUAACACCAGGUGCAACGCUUACCCAACAUAGACAGAGGACGGACACGCAUGUGCACAUGCAGAGACCACGACUAGCAAC
Molecule: messenger RNA, 6742 nt
Organism: Pisolithus orientalis
Lineage: Eukaryota; Fungi; Basidiomycota; Agaricomycetes; Boletales; Pisolithaceae
Exons: 40
Coding region: 1-6489 (2162 amino acids)
Molecular function (GO): GTP binding; GTPase activity
Source: RefSeq, a predicted model, not a curated record